Molecule: messenger RNA, 5111 nt
Organism: Sander lucioperca (pikeperch)
Lineage: Eukaryota; Metazoa; Chordata; Actinopteri; Perciformes; Percidae
Gene: hcn2b
Product: hyperpolarization activated cyclic nucleotide-gated potassium channel 2b
Exons: 8
Coding region: 1-3159 (1052 amino acids)
Biological process (GO): transmembrane transport; potassium ion transport
Cellular component (GO): membrane
Molecular function (GO): voltage-gated potassium channel activity
Source: RefSeq, a predicted model, not a curated record
AUGGACGAGGCGGAGGACGGCGAUGAGGAGCCCAAAUUCCAGCAGCCUCGACCACCUCAAGUAACCAGCUUGUCCGGACGCGCGGAUCAUAUGAGCAGCGGAGGAACCAAGAUGAAGAGAUUUACGCCAGGAGGCGGAGCCGCGUCCAUUGCGCGUAAAAACUCCAACAUCAAUGAGCUGUGGCUCCUGCAAGACGAGGACUCCGCACCUGUCCGUGCCAGUGGCAACACGGCCUCCGCUCUGUUGUGCCGGAGGGAUGCUACUGGAGGGGACACAGUCCCAGAGGCAGGCGUGAUAGCACAGGGAGCCAUCGGUAUGAUAUGCAACAAAAACGGAGAUUGUAGAAGGGACCCGGCCAGUUCAGGGAGCCUCUCUUCUCUCAUCUCAAGGCAGGAGAUGCAGACAGAUGGAGUAGUAGCUGCUGAAGACGGAAAGGGGCAGGCUGCAAGCAUGGACGGCUCUAUCACUUCAGCGGGGUCUCUGACACAGGGGCCGGGCGCCGAGUUCAAGACCGCGGCAGCGAUGGAGAAAAAAGACUCCAGAGUUUCCUUCUCCAACGCCCCAGCUGGUAAAGGACAGACUCCGAGUCAGCAGUCGAGAAAUUCUGUCACAUUUACCAAAGCUGAGGAUGGCUCUCAGAUAGUGCCGGAUGAUGAAGAAUCCAGGGGGAAUCAGACAUACAUGCAGCGGCAGUUUAGUUCCAUGCUUCAGCCCGGAGUUAACAAAUUCUCCCUGCGCAUGUUUGGCAGCCAGAAGGCAGUGGAGAAAGAACAAGAGCGCGUAAAGUCAGCGGGUAAUUGGAUUAUCCACCCAUACAGCGACUUCAGGUUCUACUGGGACUUCACCAUGCUGAUGUUCAUGGUGGGCAACCUGAUCAUCAUCCCCGUGGGCAUCACCUUCUUCAAGGACGAGACCACCAUUCCCUGGAUCAUCUUCAACGUGGUUUCUGACACCUUCUUCCUCAUGGACCUGGUGCUGAACUUCAGGACCGGCAUCGUGUUCGAGGACAACACCGAGAUCAUCCUCGAUCCCAAGAAGAUUAAGGAGAAGUACUUGAAGAGCUGGUUCGUGGUGGACUUCGUCUCUUCCAUACCUGUGGAUUAUAUCUUCCUCAUCGUGGAGAGAGGGAUGGACUCGGAGGUGUACAAAACAGCCCGGGCGCUCCGCAUUGUCCGCUUCACCAAGAUCCUCAGUCUGCUGCGGCUGUUGAGGCUGUCCAGACUCAUCCGUUACAUCCACCAAUGGGAGGAGAUCUUCCACAUGACCUAUGACCUGGCCAGUGCUGUGAUGCGAAUAUUCAACCUGAUUGGUAUGAUGCUGCUGCUCUGUCACUGGGAUGGCUGUCUCCAGUUCCUUGUUCCCAUGCUGCAGGACUUUCCGUCUGACUGCUGGGUUUCCCUCAACAAGAUGGUGAACGACACAUGGACCGAGCUCUACUCCUUCGCCCUCUUUAAGGCCAUGAGCCACAUGCUGUGCAUUGGAUAUGGUAGACAAGCCCCAGAGAGCAUGUCGGACAUCUGGCUGACCAUGCUCAGUAUGAUCGUCGGAGCCACCUGUUACGCCAUGUUCAUCGGCCACGCAACCGCACUCAUCCAGUCUCUGGACUCGUCCAGACGGCAAUACCAAGAAAAGUAUAAACAAGUGGAGCAGUACAUGUCGUUCCACAAACUACCGGCCGACUUCCGACAGAAAAUCCAUGACUACUACGAGCACAGAUACCAGGGAAAGAUGUUUGACGAAGAGAGCAUCCUGGAGGAGCUUAAUGAGCCUCUGCGCGAGGAAAUCGUCAACUUCAACUGCCGUAAGCUGGUGGCCUCCAUGCCGCUGUUUGCCAACGCUGAUCCCAACUUUGUGACAGCCAUGCUGACCAAACUGAGGUUUGAAGUCUUCCAGCCUGUAGACUACAUCAUCAGAGAGGGAACCAUCGGCAAGAAGAUGUACUUCAUCCAGCACGGGGUGGUCAGCGUCCUGACCAAAGGAAGCAUUGGCAUGAAGCUGAUGGACGGCUCCUACUUUGGAGAGAUCUGCCUACUGACCCGUGGCAGACGGACGGCCAGUGUGCGGUCAGACACCUACUGUCGCCUGUACUCUCUCUCUGUGGACAACUUUAAUGAGGUGCUGGAGGAGUAUCCCAUGAUGAGGAGGGCCUUUGAGACGGUAGCCAUUGACAGAUUGGACAGGAUAGGCAAGAAGAACUCCGUCCUGAUGCACAAAGUUCAGCAUGAUCUGAACUCGGGUGUUUUCAACAACCGGGAGAACGAGAUGAUCCAGGAGAUAGUUAAAUAUGAUCGAGAAAUGGUUCAACAGGUCGAUGUACCACGUUCGCGGGCCAUGUCCAUGACACCUCCUCUAUACAGUGAAGGAGUCUUUAAUCCUCCAGGUUCCUCCACCCAUCCCCAUAAUUCCGCAAUUGCCACUCUGCAGCAGGCUGUAGCCAUGAACUUUUGUGCCCCCAUGCAAGGGAACUUGAUGGGAGUAGGGAACCUGCAGUCCCCAAAGAUGGUGAGGAGAUUCCAGGUGAUGGAAAGUGUGCCCAGCCCUGUUUCAGCUUCUCCACUGCAGUCUCAGUUCAUUGCUUCUGGUGCCUUUGCUCCCAUCCAGUCGAGCCCCCCUGUCCAGAGCCCGCUGACACUUGGAGGACGAUCAUUCCAGUAUGGAUCCAGUGCCCUGGCUGGUCCCACCUCAGGCUCCCAGCUUUCUCUAGCCCAGCAGCACAUAGCCAGCCCCGCACACCGGCCCAGCACAUAUAAGAGUACUCAUUCCUUGCAAUUGGGUAGUUUGAGCCAAGACGCCAGGGCACUGUCAGCCUCUCAGCCCUCACUGCCUCAUGAGGGGGGGCAAACAGGUGCCCCUAGUCCCCCCCAGUCUACAAGAGUCUCCUCUACUUCCAUUGGACCCCCUCAGACCCCAUCAGGUCACACAGGCAUCCGGAGCGCUAUACCACCUAAGGUGGUACUGCCCCACCAGAUGUCUGUGGGGGCCAUCCCUGUAGCAUCCCUGCCUGGUUCUGUGCAGAGUUUUGGGGCUGGUGCAGGGAUGGCAGUAGGGGGUGCAGGAACAGGUGUGGGGGACUCGGGACGACCCAAGAAGGACUCUAUAGUGAGCCUUCCUGAGACAGACCACAUCAGAGUCAGAUCCAGGCUAUCCUCAAACUUGUGAUCUUAAUUUAACUCUUCUGGGGGAAGUGGCUCAACGAGGGACUUGACUGCAGGAACACGGGGGAUUUCUGUUCAUUCUUCGACAGUUCCUCUUCUCUCUCUAUUUUAGUUUGACUAUCCGAAUGUAUGAAUGUUGAGUGAGUGGCAGCAGGGAGAAUCUGAGAGAAGACUGUUCGAACAUAAAUUCUGUAUGGUGGUUUUUGAAUCUGCAGCAUUGAGAAGUUUCUACUUGCAGACAUAGUAGUUGCACAGUAGUGGUAAAGUAGCAUCUUCCCAUCUCCAAUUCCUUUAUUUACUUUAUUUUACAACAUAGUCUUGGGCAUAUCUGCUUCACUAUCCUCUCAUUCACCUCAUUUAAUGCAAACUUUGGGUCCAAUGGGACUAAAGGAAAAUCAGGGACCUGCUUCAGAUUUCAGAAGUUGGCACUUUAAUGGGUUUGUACUGUAUCUACCACAUUUUGUCAGUAGGCUGGCUGUAAAAAAAUAUCUUCUCACAAAGGCAUAAUUGUGGUUUUCAUAAAAAGCCAUAAAAAGUCACUCAGCUCUGCAUCUCUAUAGUUUUUUGGCUUUUCUUUAGCUCAUUGUUUUGGCUUUAAAGCCAACAGAUUUUCUGUACAGUUCACCCUUUUUCCAGUAGCAAAAUGCAGCAGUUUUCAGCAGAAACGCUUCCUUAAACCCAUUAUGUGUGACCUGCACAUUUAGCAAGCUAAAGAACCAGAUAUCUUUCUCAGGAGUUGGUGAACCAGAUCUAAAAGGCAAGUAAAUAUAUAGAGAUAGGUGACCAGAAAGAUGACUUCAGUGGGACUAUAAUGUUGCUUGUGUGUCCUGGAUAUGUAAGUAUCAGAUUGUUUGCUAACAUGUCUGCCAUAACAACUUGAUAAAGUAAUAAUAUGUCAGGGCUGUCAGCUUGUUUUGCCGUUUAUGUUCCCCCAAGUGGCCAAAACUUGAUUAAUGUAGCUUUAAGAUUCAUAAAUUAACAAGAUCCAAUCAAAAUACACCUGACUAAAAGACACUUCUUCCUAACAGCAUAUUUAAUAUCUGAAAUAAUGGGUUUAUGUAAGUAAUAACAUCCCACACUAUUGUAUCUUAGAAAUUAUAAUUCACUGCCAGUUAAUUACACAGAAUUUUAUACGACUCAAAAUGGAAAUCCAUUAAAACUCACAUAACAAAAUAUAAAUUCAUUCUUUUCUAACCAUUUUCACAUUUUUUGUAGCAGUUUGGGCAUUGUGUCACUAUGCCAAAGUCAUUUCAUGAAACUCCCACAAAACUCAGCCUUACUGUAAACGCUACAGCUUUGAUUGACAUCCAAGGACAGUGCAGAUACUUUGCAGGAUGUAUUUUGCAGUGUGGCUCUGUCAUUAAUGCCUCAAUAAGGAUUGCUACUGAUUUGUGACCAAAAGCAUUAGAAAGGGAACCUUUUCUCCUGGACCUUACAUUUUUUUUUCACCUCAUCUGACUAAUGCCUGAACCAUUACUGGGUAAUGAGAGUGGAAAUUGGAAUCCCUCGGGUCUGUUUGGGACUGUUAUUAUUCUCCUCUGAUUGGAUUUUAUUAUUCAGAGCCAAUAAUGACUUCUUCUUCUAUGAUCGUUUUGCAUUUUCAUUUUGUUUAGUUUCAGUUCCUGCGUUGUUAUCCACCUUGAGAGUCAUCAACGGGAAAAAAAGUUGAAGGUUUGUAAGUAUUUUUAAACAGUGUUUUUUGAGGUCUGUUGUGUUCUUGUUUUAUGCCCAAAUUAUGCCCUGUGGAACCUAUUUGGAUGCUUGAAAAAAUAAUUAAUACAGAGGCUCGUUAUGAGAAUAGUGUUCAACUGAACUUCACAUUGUGUCCUGGAGGCAAUGUCUUAGGACAGGAAAUGCAUUUAGUGACUAAAUAAGUUUAUAGAGUUUUAUACUUCAUUAGAAUGUACACAGUAGAGGAAUGCAGGCGGCAGGAUGAAUUGCAAAAAAGGGUCAGUA